GUUUUACACAUGCAGGAGCUUGGGUUUUCAUCUGAUUGUGUGACGUGUCUGUUUGUGAUUUGAUUUGAAGACAAAAARGCCGGAACAGAUCUAAACGCUGCCUUCUUAAAAUUUGAGGAAGAUUUGGCUUAUAUAAGGUAUCGAGUCAAACCCGAGGGUUUUAAGGAACACCGCCACGUCCUGAUCAUGUUUACAGAUGGUGCUUACAACAUGGGCGGCUCUCCUAGACCCACUGUGGAGAGAAUAAAGAACAUGGUCUACAUGAAUGACAUGGCCAAUGUUGGCUCCAGAGAUGAAUAUCUUGAUAUUUACAUUUUUGCCAUCGGGGCUGACCUUUUCGAUGAUGACCUGCAGCCUCUAACGGUGGGAACCGGUGGUUCUCAUUACUUCAGGCUAAAYGAUAAAGACUUACGAGAGGCCUUUGAUACAAUAAUUGGUCCAACCACUUCUAGUCCCCAGGCUCCUCCCCCUGUUAGUGCCACUCCCACCUCGAGCCAGGCUCCUCCCCCUGAGUGCCACUCCCACCUCCAGCCAGGCUCCUCCCCCUGAGUGCCACUCCCACCUCCAGCCAGGCUCCUCCCCCCAGAGAAGAUGAGCCAUUCAAGUACACAAGCAUGACUGACACUGAGUCUCUGAUUGGCUGUUUCUGACCAGGAGUGGUUUAUUUCUGCAAAUGGCAGCAGGACCACUGGGAGGAGCCAGACCGCUUCUAAAAAGACACGCAUGCGCAAAGCGGUCGCUGCUUCCACCCUGGCUUUCCCAGCAAGAUGUCAUUUUUACUGUAAUGCUAUUUUCACUGACACUGUCACAUUACAAUAAAUCUCUGGACCCGG
Molecule: messenger RNA, 833 nt
Organism: Austrofundulus limnaeus
Lineage: Eukaryota; Metazoa; Chordata; Actinopteri; Cyprinodontiformes; Rivulidae
Product: complement factor B
Exons: 4
Coding region: 187-549 (120 amino acids)
Biological process (GO): complement activation; response to bacterium
Cellular component (GO): extracellular exosome
Source: RefSeq, a predicted model, not a curated record